Molecule: messenger RNA, 3897 nt
Organism: Gopherus flavomarginatus (Mexican gopher tortoise)
Lineage: Eukaryota; Metazoa; Chordata; Testudines; Testudinidae
Gene: DAGLB
Product: diacylglycerol lipase beta
Exons: 15
Coding region: 1267-3219 (650 amino acids)
Biological process (GO): lipid metabolic process
Source: RefSeq, a predicted model, not a curated record
GGCGGAGAGGAGUAAUGUGAGGUAGGAGGCAGGCUCCCUGCUGUAGUGAGGGUACAGAGAUGUGUGUCAUCAGUACAUUUGCUUCCCGCAGGAGGGGCAGGCACAGCACUGGUAGGGUCCCCAAGAUGCCUGGAAUGGUGAUGUUUGGGAGACGCUGGGCUAUCGCUAGUGAUGACUUUGUUUUUCCGGGAGCCUUUGAACUUUUCAUCAGAAUGAUCUGAACCCAGUAUGCCAUUGUGCUAGGUGUAUGAACAGAACAAAAAGACGUUCCCUGCUCCGAAGAGCUUACAGCCUAUAAAACAAGAGACAGAUAGAUACAGACAGACUCAAGUGUUCUGCCUGCAGCCGUUCCCUCCUGGUGACAGCAGGCUGAAGGCAAAGCUGAUCAGUGUCCGAUUAACUAUUGACAAGUGAUUUCUAGUCCUCUAUAGAGGAUAGUGUGAAUGUUAGGAUUAUUUUAUUUUAAAUGUAUGUUAAUUUUCAUGCGAAUUGGAGUAGUCUUUGGGCUUCUUAGGAAAUUGCUAUUAUGUAACUGUAGAUUAUCUUGUUGAUUUUUAUAACAUGCCUGGGAAGCUGCUGAGUUGGUAUGUUAGGAAUAUUUGUUUAGAUGUGACCUGAGACUGUCUGGUUCACUUGGCAUUUUAUCACAUGGAAUCAAGUAUCAGAGGGGUAGCCGUGUUAGUCUGGAUCUGUAAAAGCAGCAAAGAAUCCUGUGGCACCUUAUAGACUAAUAGACGUUUUGGAGCAUGAGCUUUCGUGGGUGAAUACUUCUGACGAAGUGGGCGAAAGCUCAUGCUCCAAGACGUCUGUUAGUCUGUAAGGUGCCACAGGAUUCUUUGCUGCUAUUACGUGGAAGUGAGAGAGAAAUGGAGGUUUUUUUCCUAUCAUGUAUUGAUAACCCGGGUUUUCAUAUUGAGAAUGAGACGUAAUGUAACUUUUGCAUGCUGUACUAAAUUAAUACCAUACUACAUAGUAAUCAUUUGCUACUACUUCAAGAUGUGGCUGCAUCACUUAAACUGAUAAACUUCACCCAUCAUUGAAGUGCUCUGGGAUCCAUCUGAAUGAAAGAUGCUAUAAAAAAAGGAGGAUAUUGUUGAACUUGUCUCUGUGGUUAUUGCAAUAUACUCUACUGCAGUAUUUACAUUCUGUAAGUUUCAUUGUGGGAAUACUCCCCUUUUGUGAAUUAUUUUUAAAUGAAGGUAGAUAAUUUUUUAUGUCUGAAUUAGCUUUGUGGUGAAGUAUGUUUCUUCCUAGCCGUGACAACUUAUGGUACUGUUUUUCUGCAGGUGGAUUGGAAUUCUUGUUUUGUACUCCGUUCACAGAGGGAAAUUUAACUGUACUGGAGGAGGAUUGUUGCACAGCUACCUGCUUGUCCUCCUCAUUCUCCUGGCUGCCAUAAUAUGUGCUGUAUCUGCUAUUGUGUGUGUCAGUAUGCAAGGAACAAUUUCUAACCCUGGGCCAAGGAAAUCUCUUCCUAAAUUGCUUUAUACUCGGCUAGGUCUUUAUAUCCCAGAAUUGGUCUGGGCAAUUGUGGGAGCUGUAUGGGUGUCGGACACCGAUGUACGUUGCGAAAGGACUGUGGUAAAUGUCGUAUUUGGGACAGUUAUUGCAAGCUGGGUUAUCAUCAUCUUUACCAUCGUUGCAGUUGUAAUUAUCUUUGAUCCUCUUGGGGGGAAAAAGACACUGUACCUGGCCGAUGAUAUAAAUCGCAACUUGGAAAGCAGUCAAUCAGGUCAAUUGUUUUAUAAUGUCAAGAAGACCGCAACCAGAGUCUGGGAGACGAGAAUCAGGUUACUGUGUUGUUGUAUUAUGCAAGAUGAUGAUCACCGAGUGGCUUUUACAAGUAUUGCAGAGCUUUUCCGCACCUACUUCUCAGACACUGAUCUGGUGCCUAGUGACAUAGCAGCAGGCUUGACUCUGCUCCAUCAAGAGCAAGAUAAAGUGGAAAACUGCCCAAAAGAGCCUGAAGAAGUCCUGUGUCAUUCCCACCCAUCCCAUGUGACUGAUGAUUUGGAUAUUGAAUUAGAAAAUGCUGCUCACUACAUGCAGUUUGCUGCAGCUGCUUAUGGAUGGCCUUACUACAUAUACACUAACCCAUUUACUGCACUCUGUAAGCUUAACGGUGACUGUUGCAGAAACAGCCCAACAGAUUUUGAUAUAAUUGGCGGUGAUCGUCUUAACUUUCACUUUGGAUCCAUCCUAAAAAUAACAGGGCUACAGUACAGAGAUUUCAUUCAUAUCAGCUUUCAUAACAAGAUUUUCGAGAUCCCAUUUUUUGUUGCUUUGGAUCACAAAAAGGAGGCUAUUGUGGUUGCAGUGAGAGGAACCUUGUCUUUUGAGGAUAUCCUCACUGAUCUGUCGGCAGAGUGUGAAGACCUGACGCUUGAAGACGUUCUGGAAAAUGGUUUUGUACAUAAGGGGAUAACUCAAGCAGCAAAUUACAUCUACAGAAGGCUAAUAAAUGAUGGCAUUUUAAACAAGGCUUUCACCAUUGCUCCUGAAUAUAAACUAAUUAUAGUUGGUCACAGUUUAGGUGGUGGAACAGCUUCCAUAUUGGCCAUCAUGCUUAGAAACUCCUUCCCAACAUUAAGAUGUUAUGCCUUUUCUCCUCCAGGAGGAUUGUUAAGCAAAUCACUUGCAGACUACUCUAAAUGCUUCAUUGUGUCAGUCAUUGUUGGAAAGGACCUUGUUGCAAGGUUAAGUAUGCCCAACAUGGAAGACCUGAAGAGAAGGAUAGUGAGAAUAGUUGCUAAUUGUAACAGGCCGAAGUACCAGAUCCUGCUGUAUGGGUGUUGGUAUGAAGUGUUUGGAGGAGAUCCAGAUAACUUCCCAACUGAGUUAGAUGGUAGAAGUCAAGAUGCCCUAACCCAGCCUCUUCUAGCUGAAGAGAGUUUAAUGAUGCAUCGGUCACCAUCUUACAAUGCCCUUGCGGAUGAAUCUCCUUUAGAUGCUCCACCUCAGUAUCCUCAUCUUUAUCUCCCAGGAAAAAUCAUCCAUAUUGUAGAAGAAACCAGCUCAAGAAGGUGCUGGUCUUCUGAUGUUAAAUAUACUGCAAGAUGGUCAAAAGAAACAGCCUUUAGCAAUAUUUUAAUAAGUCCCAAGAUGAUAACGGAUCACAUGCCAGAUGUUGUGCUCAAAGCCCUGAACAACUUGACUGAGGAAAAAGCAUCUUGUAUUACCUGUCAAAUAGAAGGAGACUUUCACACCAACACAGUAUGACUAAGAGAACAGUCCUACUUUUUUUUCUUUAGGCUUCAAGUAUUCAGGAGCCUUUAACCCCAGACUUAAGUGGUUGUGUGCGGUUUUUUUGUUUGUUUUUUUUACAUGCCUAAAAUAGAAACUGUGGAGGGAUUGUCUUGGUGAUGGUCAUAAUGCAAAAUGCAUUUUACUCUGCAGAGGUUCUGCAAAGGUAAACAUUACUGGCUAGCUGUAAUAAGAUAGUUUAAAAUGAAUGUAUUCAGGAUUUUGACAGAAGCAGAUAUGACCUUUCUGGAAAUGGAACAGUAAGAUGAGUCUUAGCCAGUUACAUGUAAAUUACUGUACAUUUCAUUUUACAGCUUGAAGGAUUCGGAUAAACUGAGAACACAAUUCAUAGGGAGAUUGAGCUAGAGCAGAGGAACCUUGAGACCUAAAUUCUAAUUCUAGCUCUGCCACAAACUUGCUAUGUUAUCUUGAGCAUGUCACUUAACUUCCAUUGUGCCUCAGUUUCAGAUGUGUAAAAAGAGGGUAUUACCCAUCUUUGCAAAGCAUUGAGAUUCUUGGGUGAAAGGUGCUUAUGUAAAAGCACUGUAUUAAUAUUUAUUAGAAAUGGACCUGGCCUGUAGGCAGUUUCAUUAAAGGAAAUUGGGUAGUAAAUGAUGGUGCACUUGCAAAUCUAGUGCAAAGAGAGAGAGAGAG